ACAAAAGGCAUUAGCAUACAUCUUCAGCUAGAACGGGCCGUCCCGGAGCGUAAAAAUGUCUGAGAGCAAGGACCAGCUGAAGGAGAAGCUCAAGGCGGACCCCUCGUUCCGUGCUGAGCUCAAGGACCGCAUUAAGAAUGCCCUGCUGUCCAAGGUGCCCGCGUCGGUGCCUAUCUCCUACAAUUUCGACAGCUACAUGCUCACGGAGGUGCAGCCGGGCCAGCUGCGCGUUCUGGAGGUGGACGAGCGCCUCGUGCUGCCCACCAACACCCUCAUCCGUCUGCUGGUGACCGCCUCGGAUGUGCUGCACAGCUGGGCUGUGCCUGCUCUGGGCGUGAAGAUGGACGCGGUGCCGGGUCGCCUGAACCAGGUCUGGAUGUCCAUCAACCGUGAGGGCGUCUUCUACGGCCAGUGCUCUGAGCUCUGCGGCGCGAACCACUCGUUCAUGCCUAUCGUGGUGGAGGCCAUCAGCCCCCGUCAGUUCCUGACCGAGUACGUGAAGAAGUGGAUCUCGUAAUCUGGUAUGGAGCUCUGGACAGGAGAGCAGCGGUCCCUCAGGGACGUUACAGCUUAACAUCUGACCUGUGACCUGUGUGAUUGUGAGUAGAGAUAGUUCAACCAGACGUAGGUAGGAUAUAUCCGAUGUUGGAAUGCGGUGACGUUUGGGGAAGGCGCCGGUGGGGAGGGUGUGCGCCGUGGGUGCGUGCCGCCGGGCGUGCCGGCUUGGUGGUGCUGCAACGUGGCACCUCGGGACCUGGAUGCUGCCUAUCGGCCGCCGACCGACAAGACUUUUCAGAUAGAUGCUUGGUAACGUGAGAACUGUAGCGCAGUAGGUAUGUGGCGGCUUGGGACACGAGCAGAUGCUCUGUGGAGUUGUAGGUCCGUAUGUGUCGGACGUGGCGUCCGGCAAACCGGCGGUGGCGUAGCCAUCUUGUAAUAUUACGUGAGCCUGGUUGACGGCGAAGGUUGGGGAAAACGUCAGGGUAGCAAAGACGGAGCCGUGAAGAGGCAGGCGUAUGGGGUUCCAACGCCGUCUGUUGACAAGAUGCUUAUGCAGCGAGGGUGCGUGAGUGGGGGCCUGAGAGGUUCGUUCCGCGCAUGCACCGCCCAGCCCGCCAAGGAUAGCUAUCUGCUCCGUUUGCUUCUGCUGAGGUUGUCCAUGUGUCACCGGAGCCCUGGGCACACGGCACACAAAUGCCGCGGGCCCUGUUUCAUCUGCACUCUUCCAGCCCUGGCCUUGCUGAUUGAGGAGAACUGGGAUUGGGGCGCGACGGGACGGGUGGCAAAGCAACGGACGUGCUUGGUUUCACAGUUUGUGUGUGUGCGCGUGCGUCUGUGCGCGUGCGUGCAUGUGUGUGUGGGGGGGGGGGGGGGACUGCCUAAUCUCGUGCCGCCUG
Messenger RNA from Chlamydomonas reinhardtii, 1397 nucleotides. RefSeq lists its product as uncharacterized. The record is from RefSeq and is a predicted model, not a curated record. The transcript is spliced from 2 exons. NCBI's taxonomy places the organism in Eukaryota, Viridiplantae, Chlorophyta, Chlorophyceae, Chlamydomonadales, Chlamydomonadaceae. The coding region runs from base 56 to 517 and encodes 153 amino acids. Gene Ontology annotation, molecular function: cytochrome-c oxidase activity; copper ion binding. Gene Ontology annotation, cellular component: membrane. Gene Ontology annotation, biological process: ATP synthesis coupled electron transport.